This is a messenger RNA of Phalaenopsis equestris, 912 nucleotides long. Its product is annotated as 1,2-dihydroxy-3-keto-5-methylthiopentene dioxygenase 2-like. NCBI's taxonomy places the organism in Eukaryota, Viridiplantae, Streptophyta, Magnoliopsida, Asparagales, Orchidaceae. The transcript has 7 exons. Gene Ontology annotation, molecular function: acireductone dioxygenase [iron(II)-requiring] activity. The coding region runs from base 83 to 682 and encodes 199 amino acids. The record is from RefSeq and is a predicted model, not a curated record.
UAUAUAUAUUCGUCCCAGGCAAACGCAGCUUCGCGUUGCAUCCAAGCUUUUGGAUAUUUCAGAGUGAAGACAGGUAGCGGAGAUGGAGAACGAGUUCCAGGAAGGAAAGGAGGAAGUUAUCCAAGCAUGGUAUAUGGAUAGCAGUGACGAAGACCAGAGGCUUGCCCAUCACCAUGAGCCAAAGCAAUUUGUUUCUAUUGACAGACUUGCAGAACUUGGUAUUAUUAGCUGGCGACUAAAUGCUGAUGACUAUGAGAAUGAUGAAGCGCUGAAAAAGAUUCGUGAAGCUCGGGGUUACAAUUACAUGGACAUAUGUGACAUUCGUCCAGAGAAACUGCCAAAUUACGAAGCGAAGAUCAAGAGCUUCUUUGAGGAGCAUCUACACACAGAUGAAGAGAUCCGUUACUGCAUUGCAGGAAGCGGUUAUUUUGAUGUGAGGGAUGAAAAGGAUCAGUGGAUUCGCAUAGCUGUGAAGAAAGGGGGAAUGAUUGUUUUGCCUGCUGGAAUUUACCACCGUUUUACUCUCGAUACAGAUAACUACAUAAAGGCAUUGCGGCUUUUUGUUGGCGAGCCCGUGUGGACUCCAUACAACCGACCCCAUGAUCAUCUCCCUGCAAGGAUUGAUUAUGUUGAUGCUUUUAUAAAUAAGGCAGCUGUUAGCCAUGCUGUGGAGGCACUCUGAGCACAUUUGCCUUAUCUCUAUCUUAUCUUUGUUACUGGAAUGCAUGUCUAUACUCUUAUGGCCUAGGUGGUGUUUUAUGAUGUUUUGAGUCGCGUUCCUAAAAUAAGAACUUUGGUUGUGAAGCCAAGUGCUUAUGUGGAUCUGAGUUUAUCCGAAAAAGAAAUUUGCAGCUGUUAAACGCUACUGAUAUGAUGCUAUCGUGUUCAAUAAAAUUUGACUAAUCUGCCUUU